Messenger RNA from Chelmon rostratus (copperband butterflyfish), 1499 nucleotides. RefSeq names its product UDP-glucuronosyltransferase 3A1-like. The record is from RefSeq and is a predicted model, not a curated record. Bases 87 to 1499 code for a protein of 470 amino acids. The transcript has 9 exons. Gene Ontology annotation, molecular function: UDP-glycosyltransferase activity. NCBI's taxonomy places the organism in Eukaryota, Metazoa, Chordata, Actinopteri, Chaetodontiformes, Chaetodontidae.
UCCUCUCCUCUCCUCCAGGAGGAAGCCACUACUUAUUAUUAGAUGAAAUUUCUCAUAACUUACACAAGCAUGGCCAUGAGGUCCGCAUGCUCUUGCAGCUGGGCAACCCUGUUAUUACAGGUUUUUCCUAUGCAAGCCGUGCAGACAGUUACCAGACGAGCACCUGGUCCUUAGGAGAGAAAUACAUCAAAGAAUACAAUGGCUGGUUCCUGCAGCAACAAACACAGUUUCUACUGGGAAGGGAUAACUUUAACAACUUUCUAAAAUUCAUGGGGCAUCUGUCCUAUCAGUGUGACCAGCUGUUAGAGGACAAAGAGAUGCUAACUUUCCUCCAGAAGGAGCACUACGACAUCACCAUCCUCGACGCUUUUAACCCCUGUUCCUUUAUCCUGGCACGCAAACUUGGUAUCCACUAUAUAGCUUUCUAUCCCGGCACUCUGAAUGGCCCUCUGUCCAUCGCUCUCCCCAGCCCUGUCUCCUACAUCCCAGUUUUCAGCUCUCAGCUGUCCCACCACAUGAACCUCUGGGGUCGUGCAAAGAACCUCUUUUAUUCUUUUCUGGCUCCUGUUGGUCAGGAACUUGUAUGGUCGACAUUUAGGGAAGUAGCUGAGCGCCACCUUGAGUCAGGCUCACCCCCUGGUGGCCUGGAGGAGUUACAUCAAGGAGCUGAACUCUGGGCCUUCAACACUGACUUUUCUCUGGAGUUCCCCCAGCCUCUGAUGCCCUACACUGUGCUGGUGGGAGGUCUGCUGAAUAAACCUGCCAAGCCUGUAGAGCAGGACCUUGAGACGUGGAUCUCCAGUUUUGGAGAAGCAGGUUUCAUUGUUGUGACACUGGGAUCAAUGGUCUCUUCUGUCUCUGUGGAUCUUCUGCUAGUGGAGCUGGUGGCUGGCUUCUCCAGGAUCCCUCAGGGGGUUCUCUGGAGGUAUGACCCCAAGCGAUGGCCAUCCCAACUGGACAGGCCUCCCAAUCUCAGGCUAAUGGACUGGCUGCCCGUUAAUGACCUGCUGGGUCACAACAAAGCACGUCUCUUCGUCACCCAUGGUGGACAGAACAGCCUGCUGCAGGCAGUGUACCAUGCUGUUCCUGUGCUGGCGAUCCCUCUGUUUGGAGACCAGUUUGAUAAUGUGGUGAGGGCUGAAACAAAAGGACUUGGCCUCACCAUCAAACCCACAGACAUCACUAGGGACCUGUUCAGCUCCACUAUUCAAACACUCAUGCAGGACAUCAGGUUCAAGUCUUCAGCUUUGUCCCUGAGCACGAUCCACAGAUCCCAUCCCGUCCCUCCAGCCCGUCGACUCAUCCAGUGGGUGGAGCACAUCCUGCACAGUGGAGGUGGAGCUCAUUUAAGGCCGGCCUCACUGACGCAACCAUGGUACCAGAGAUACCUGCUGGACCUGGCCCUUCUCCUCUCCCUGGGGGUUCUUGGAGCUCUAGUUCUCUGCUGGACUUUCUGUAGGAACAAGAAUAGCAGGGAGAAACACAAAAAAAUACAAUAG